GUGCGUGCGCGUGUGUGUCUGAUUGUGCAUCUCUAUGAGUGAAGUGACUGCACAAUGUGUUGAUGAAGAUUUUUGUUGUUGGGGUGGCCAGUAAAUUUUUCUUGAUGGACAACUAGUGCGCGUGUGUACGUGCAUGUGUGCGUAUAUUUGUUUGUGUAUUUGUGUGUCCACAAUAGCACACAAACACCCACACACAAACACAACCAAUAGCGCAUCAUAAUUGCUCAAUAAUAAGUGUCUUCUGUGAUGAUGAGCAAAUUCACCCGAGCGUAAUAGAUAGACUCUGGCACGCAAGCACUCACAUAAACACACACACACACACCGAUUGGCAUACAGGCAGAUGAGCGCACAAAAUAAUAACCUUGUGUGUGCGCGCUCUCAUAAAAUUCUCUAGAUCAAAAAUUGUUAUUUCGUGUAUUGUGUAUACAGUUCGUUCAUGUUGUUGAUUGCGGCACGUUAUCAUUAUCAGCAUCAUCAUCAGCCUAUAUGGUAUAUUUACUGAAAAAAAGAGAAACCAAUUGAUUUUUUUCCAACUUGAUGAUCCGUUAUUUUGGUGGUAUCCUCAAAAUGAUAAUUUCGCGUUAUAAGUAGCCCCCGUUUGUUUGUGUGUUCUCCUGCGGAUUAUUGAAUCAAUCGAUUAUUUGACGAGUGAGCGGAAAGUACAUGUAUGCAUAUAUAUUACACACAAUAUUCACUGUGAGAGAGAGAGUUGGUUAACUGUAUCAGGAUUUAUUUAUACAAUAUGAAUAAAAUAUCAUAAACCGCGCACAUGUCACAAUCACAAUCUACAGAUACUAAUCGUGAAACUCCACUUUGUUCUGAUGCUCAAAGUAUUAUACCACGUUUUGAAGCUAUCGAUUCAAUUGGAGGUGUUUGCACCCCAGUAGUAACUGAAGAACAAACAAAAUGUAAUGAUAGUCUACCAAAUCAAUAUUUUGAACAGGAUACUAUAACAGCUGAAGUGAUUCCCACUCCUCCCACGCCUCCUACGAAUGCUGCUACCACCACUACUACUCAAGAAUCUUUCAUCAUUACAUCACCAUUGUCAUCGCCACCGACUAUUGAACCUUCUCAACUGCCUAAAAUAUGUGCAAUAGAACGAUUAUCAGACGCAAAUAUCCCUACACAUUUGUCACCCAGUACAACGAUUGGAUUAUUCGUUGACAGUCAGUUCACUUGUAUGACUACAAUUAACACCAGUACCUCAAAUCCUACAACAAAUGUCUCAUCCAUUACUACUAAUACAACCAGCACGACGACGACCACCACCACCACGACAACUACUACUACAACUGUUCGACGUCCUCGUCAUAAACCUGCAGAACGACGAGAACUGCUCGAGUUAGCUGUCAAUGAUGUCUUAGGCUCACAGAUAUCUAUGCGUCGUGCUGCACAAAAGUAUAAUUUAGCCAAAUCAUCUCUGUGCGAUUAUGUGCGUAAAAAUGGGAUUAUUCUACCAAAUUUACGUUUUAAAUCUUAUCAUCAAACGCUGUCAGGUUCAACAAAUAAUGGUAGUGGUAGUGGUAAUACUACCUCGACGAAUUCAUCACGUCAAACGUCAUCUACGCCAUCAGCAUCAUGUAAACGUGCUAGUUCACCAGUUGACGAUCAGACAAAUACCGCCUCGAUGAUAACUCCUCCUUUGCCAACAAAACUCUCCUGUGGAAUAAAUCGGAAAGUUAAUAUUGGUAGAACAAGAAAUGUGGAUCAUCCACAUCAUCAUCAUCAUCAUCCUAAUAGACAACAAACAAAAUUAUCUGGAAGAGGUAUAAAUCAGGCAGAGAAUUUAUCCUUUCCUUUAGAAAAUACUAUCAGAGGUGUAUCUUCUGCAAGCGCCUGUGAUAUGAAUUGUAUACGUUCGUUAAUAUCAUGUGAUCGAGCUGGUGUAGAUUCUUGUUCAUCUGAUAUGUGUUUCUCAUCAAUGAAUCAACGUUUUGGUCAAAAUACACCGAAUCAAAGCAAUUUAUAUAAUAGUAAUAAUAAUAACAACAAUAGUAUAUCGAAUAUGACCAAGUGUUUUAAUACUCCGUGUAAAAUUGGUCGUAUUGAAAGUCCUUGGCAUAAUGCUGCCGGUUUGCCUACACAAGUUCCAAUGCGUUCAUGGACUACAAAUAAUGCAUUUACUGGGUCAUUACAACAACAACAACAGCACCAACAAUCGUCGUCAUUAUCCUCUGAGCAAGAAGCAGCAAUAAACAUGACAUCUACAUCGUCUUUCAUAACAUCUACAAAUAAUGCUACCGGUAUAUCUGGGAAUCCUUUAUUAUUACAUUCGGAUAUUCUAGAUGAUUCUUCUAUACUGACGACGGCGGCGGCGGCGCCUACUUCUACUUCUACAACUCCUACUCCUAUUUCUACAACUGUAAUGAAUAAUUGUAAUCUAUCCAAAUUAAAGUUGAAUAAUCUCUCUCAGACAAUAAGUAUGAAUCAUGCAUGCCUUUCAUCGUUAACAAAUAAUAAUAAUUAUUUAAAAGUACAUUCUACCGAUAAUAUUAUGAGUAAUGAUCAUAUACAAAGUUGUACAAAUGAUAGUUCAACUAAUCGAUUAUUAUCAUUUAAUCAUGAUUGUUUAUGCCCUACAGAAUUUAUGAAUGAUGUUAAUAUGCUUACAAAUUUUCCAAUUGAUUCUCCUGCAUCUCAAUCAUCUGUUGAAUUUGAUCGUCGAACAUUUUUAAACGAAGAAUCGGCUAGAUCUCUUCUGCAUAACACUUCAGAUCGAAAUCUCAACGGACUUUCAGAUUGUGAACAGUUGAGAUCGAUUGUAGACAGUACAUAUACCCAACAACAACAACAACAACACCAUCAACAUCAUAAUCGUAGUACAAACGAAACUUCAACCAAUCGGAUUUCAUUCUCUUCACCCGCUACAAGUUCUGUUAACAAUUUGGAUUUAUCUAAUUCAAAUAUAACACGAAACUUUUUGUCUACACCGCUUAACAACAAUUAUUCAGCAUCGAAUUGUCAAACACCUUCCAUUGAAGGUACAAAGUAUUCAAGGAGUACCACUUGUUCAAGUUCAGAUAAUACCGCCUUAUUAUCAUCAUCUGAAUUGAGUGGUGGUAUUGUUGGUGGCGGUGCUAUCGAUCGGUUUAUAUCAUCGAAUCCUAGUGCAGCCUCUGCUCUCUACUCUUUUCUUGGUCUUGUAUCCAGUGGAAGUAGUGGUCAGGUGAAUUCAUCGUGUUGUCCAUCAACUACUCCGCUUUUUCAGUCGAAUUUAUUAUCUUCUAUUAGUCAGGCAGCUGUAGCCGCCCUACUCUUACAACAUUCGCGUACAGCAUCCAACGUUCCAGUCUAUCCUACUGCUUCUGCGAACAAUUCACUUCCUUUAAAUUGUACCAAUCAUCCUAAUUCACCUGUUAUCCUCACCUCUUCUUCAUCAUCGACAGCAGCACACUUUCAUCCUGUAGACGUUGUCAAUCAGACCAGUGUAACAGAUAAAUCAUUUAAUAAUAAUAAUAAUAACCAAGUUACUCAAUCGAUUCCUACACCCUUCUCAACAAGUCAUCAUCAAUACAAUAAUAACAAUACUACUACCAGUAGUUCAGAGUUUAUAAAUUCCUCCUUAAAUCUUUGUGAUCAACAAUUAAGUUUAUUGAAACAACUUCCAAGAUUUUUGAUUGGAUCUAGUGGUGUUGGAACGACUUCACCACCACCGACAACAACAACAACGACAGCAAGUGGAAUUGAUAUUCUGCCACAGUUGCCUACUCCUCAUCAUCAAUCUGCUGCUCAAUCUUUAAGACAAUUAGCCAACGCUUUAUUCUGGAGUUCAUUAGGAUCAAAAGCUAUUGAUUUAUUAUCAACAUUUGAAUCGGAUCUAUUACAGCAACAGCAACACCAGCCAAGUCAACAACAUCAACAACCAUCUCAACAGCAACAGCAACAACAAUCCAUAAAUCCAUUAAAUUGUUCAAAUCCUCAUUUUUCACAUCAUCAUCAUCAUCAUCAUCAGCCUACUGUGUCAAAUUCAUCUGUCUCGACAACAGGAUCAAAAAGUGAAAGUGUCAACUUUCAGAAUAGUAGUAAUAACCCUAUAAAUAGUGCAAGUUAUCAAGUUCAUUCUAGAGAAGAUUCAGAGUCGAUUAAUAAAACAUAUCAUCAUCAUCAUUCAUCGCUGUCAUCAUCAACAGCAACAACGUCGUUAUUGAAUUGUGAAAAUCUACCCAAAGAUCAGUUACUACUUCCACUGCAUUCCUCUUAUCCUAAUAGUAAUAUUAAUAAUAGUAAUAAUAUGUCUGCGCAUGUAGAAGGUCUCAUCAACUUUAUUAAUAAGUCGCCAACUCCAUUUCAUGUUAUACAUAUAGUUCGACAUUUGUUGAAUUCUCAUGGUUUUCGUGAACUUGUUGAAAAUGAACCAUGGAGUAUACGACCAAUGGACAAAGUGUAUGUUACUAAAAAUGAGUCAACUAUUAUUGCAGCAGCUAUUGGUGGUCGUUAUGCACCUGAGAAUGGUUUCACUCUACUCGGUGCACAUACAGACAGUCCAUGUCUUCGAUUGAAGCCGAAUUCGGAACGUUUAAAAGAAGGUUAUAUUCAGCUGGGUGUUGAAACUUAUGGUGGUGGUCUAUGGUAUACAUGGUUUGAUCGUGAACUGACGCUAGCUGGACGUGUAAUUGUUCGUGGAAAUGGUAGUGGUGCUGGCGGUACUGCUACUGAAGGACGAUUAGAACAACGUCUGGUGCAUAUCAAUGAACCGAUCGCUUGUGUUCCCAGUUUAGCAAUACAUCUUAGUCAAGAGAUUAAAGCCCAGGGAUUUAAUCCAAAUAGUGAACAGCAUUUGUCACCAAUCCUGUGUACUAGUAUAAUGGAACAGUUACACAAUCCUACUCUUCAAGGUUUGAUGAACACGGGGUGUGUAAACAGCUCAACCAAUCCAUGUUCUAAUACCUGUCCUCUCCCAUUGCCCAAUAAACACUCUCAUCAUCAUCCGCCAGCAUUAUUACGUUUAUUAAGUGAACGAAUUGGUGUCAGCGAACAAGACAUUGUCGAAUUAGAAUUAUACUUUGCAGACUCACAACCAGCACGUGUUGGUGGUAUUCACAAAGAAUUCAUUCAUGCUCCACGUUUAGAUAAUCUAUUCAAUUCUUAUGCUGGCCUCCAUGGUUUCAUUGAAUCUCUUCCAAAUUUGUCAUCUGAGUGUAAUAUGCGCCUAUUGUGCUUAUUUGAUCAUGAAGAAGUUGGAUCCACAUCAACCCAGGGUGCUAAUUCAGCGUAUACAUUGUCAGUUAUGCGUCGACUUGUCAAAUCCCUAGAUACAUCUAAUCUCUCUGCAUCAAACAACAACAACAGCAAUAAUAAUAACUCAGAAUGUCAUAAAUGUUGUCAUAGUAAUAUUGAUUUUUACUUUGAACAAUCCUUGGCUAAAUCAUUUUUAGUGUCAGCUGAUCAAGCACAUGCAGUUCAUCCAGCCUGGAGUGAACGUCACGAAUGUUAUCAUAAGCCACAAUUACACAAUGGUGUUGUUUUAAAGUAUAAUACAACACAACGUUAUGCUACAAAUGGUUUUACAGCAGCAACUAUUCGUGAAAUUGCUCGAUUGGCUAAUGUUCCAGUUCAGGAAUUUGUAUCUCGACAAGAUAUGCACUGUGGUUCUACUAUCGGUCCACUGUUAUCCUCUCAAUUAGGUAUACCAACAGUGGAUUUAGGCUUUCCACAACUGGCUAUGCAUUCCUGUCGUGAGCUGUGUUGUACAUCAAGUGUUGAACAAGCUGUCCGUCUGUAUUCAGCCUAUUAUGAAAAUUUAUCAAAAAUAUGGUAUUGUUGUAAUAAUAAUCAUAAUAAUGAUAAUAAUAAUAAUGACAAUAUGAACACAGAUGAAGAACAAAAACAGUCAUCCAGUCAAUCGCUUACAAUGUCUAUGGAUUAGCAUUAAUGUUAUCAAGGAAAAGAAGCAAUUGAAUCGAAUUGGAUUGAAUCGAAUCCAUGGAACUUUUUUGAUAUAUAGUUAUUCUUAUUCUUAUUAUUAAUAUUAGGGUAACUAAUCUUGAAAUCAUAAAGAAUCGCACAAAUGAGGAUAUACACAGUGACUCUCCUCGCCCUUUUUUAAAAAAAAAUUUAUUUAUCUAAUCUGUAUUUUGUCAUACAAAAGGCGGUUUUUCUUUGUAGCUUUCAUUGUCCUCUUGUGUCUUGUCAACCUCUGCCGUCGUUGUUUGUACCCCUACCCGACCCGUCUGUCUCUUGAUGUGCCUUGCCACACACACACACACCCUUACGCACACAUACACACACACAAUGAUGGAUUAUCAAUCCUUAGGAUAUCUUUGUAUUUUUCUUUUCAUCAAUUCUCCCUCUUUCGCCUUUUAGCUGUGUGUUUUUGUAAUCAUUGUAACUUGUCACUGUCAGUCCCACACACACACACUCUCUCUCUGGCUGUCUCUACAGUGUGUACUCAAUGGUAUGUUUCGUCCAUCAUAUGUAUAAUUUACUCAACAGGUCACUCCUCUGUCUCUCGUCUUCCCUCCCCCCGCCGCCCCUCCCCCACAUACGCAACUACUGUCCGUGAUUCUGAUAAAACAGGUAAUGAGAAGGGAAAAAUGUCUGUUCAAAGUCUUUCAGAAUCUAUGGAGAGUAGUUGUAAAUUCUUAUUAUAUUAGCAUUAUUUUUUAUUAUUAUUAUUAUUAUUAUUAUGGAGUACAGACCUGUUUCGUUCCCGCCCCCUCCUCUUGCGGUCAUCGCUCUCCAUUCCGUGUUCCUUCCCCGUCCCCACCCCCGCCGUCUUCUUCCUCCUCUUCCUGUCUGCUUUCACAAUGUUUAUCUGUGUGUACUACUAUGUAUGAGCAAAUCCUCCAUUUCAUAUAACGAUAAAAAAAUGAAGAUUAACAAUUGGACAACUUUAUUGUUUUAGAUAUAUUUCCGGAGCAAUCAAUCCGUCACUAAACUUACUCACUCAAACAUGACAUGAGGCAUGAAUGGGGAGAAAAACAACUCCGUGUCUCUAACUGGAAUAUGUCUGUUUUUCACAAUUGUUUUGUUUUUUAUAGAGACGCGAGAUAACGCGCACCCUUUUUUUUUAAAAAAAAGGGUAAUGGGUGGUUGAUGAAUAAAUUGAAAAUUAUAAUUUUUUGUUGUUAUUAUUAUUAUUAUUGUUGUUGUUGUUGUGGUCUUGUUGUUUUUGAUCCCUGUUGUUUUUUUUCAAUCGUUUUUAUUGUUUUUCUCUCUCUCUAUCGGUUAUAUCUUGUUUUUUGUGAUCGAGAAUGAUUCACUCCCAGUCUGAAUAUAAAUAUAUACAUAUUUAUA
Messenger RNA from Trichobilharzia regenti, 7236 nucleotides. The record is from the annotation of a GenBank genome assembly. NCBI's taxonomy places the organism in Eukaryota, Metazoa, Platyhelminthes, Trematoda, Strigeidida, Schistosomatidae.